Messenger RNA from Grus americana (Whooping crane), 8016 nucleotides. RefSeq names its product phospholipase C beta 2 (gene PLCB2). The record is from RefSeq and is a predicted model, not a curated record. The transcript is spliced from 32 exons. Gene Ontology annotation, molecular function: calcium ion binding; phosphatidylinositol-4,5-bisphosphate phospholipase C activity. NCBI's taxonomy places the organism in Eukaryota, Metazoa, Chordata, Aves, Gruiformes, Gruidae. Gene Ontology annotation, biological process: lipid catabolic process; phosphatidylinositol-mediated signaling. The coding region runs from base 418 to 4050 and encodes 1210 amino acids.
UUCGUCAAAGAGAAUAUUUAAGGAAGUUCAGUUGCGGAAGUGCUAUGAACUGUGCGCUUCGCAAGUACAACUCCGAGGAGUACGUCCCUUCAGGAGAGACGGCGUGCGUGCAUGACUGCCCACGCGGGCAUCUCAACCCAUCGCAAGCUAUCCUCUAGGUGACCUUGGCUGAGCUCUGCGUGCUUGCUUGGAGAGCUGUUGAUUUACAAUGCAGAUUCAUCGGUCCUUGCCUGCCUGUCCCUGCCCCUCCUAAAUUUGGCUGGGAUAUAAGAGCUGUUUGCUUUCUGAUGCCAACAGUGGCAAUGGCAGAGAGCCCUGCCAUGUGAGAGGCAGAGAUAGAGAAGAGGGGGCCAAGGAGGAGCAAACUGUACAGCUGCUAUUGCUUCUGGUAGCCGAGGAGCACAUCUGUGGGACAGCAUGUCAAUGCUUACCCCUGUCCUGCAGCCCCCAGAGGUGAAGGAGUAUUUGUCCAAGGGUGAGCGCUUCAUCAAAUGGGAUGAUGAAACAGCAAGUGCUUCUCCUGUGAUUCUUCGAGUGGAUCCGAAGGGCUUUUACUUAUACUGGACCUAUCAGAAUAAAGAAAUGGAAAUUUUGGAUAUAACCAACAUCCGAGAUACCAGAGUGGGGCGAUUUGCCAAAAUCCCCAAGUGCCAGAAGCUCCGAGAGGUUUUUAAUUUGGAUUACCCUCACAGCACCUUCCUCCUUAAGACUCUCACUAUUGUAUCUGGCCCUGACAUGGUGGACCUCACUUUCCAUAACUUUGUGUCCUACAAGGAGAAUGUCGGCAAGAGCUGGGCUGAGGAUAUUAUGGCCAUUGUUCGGAAUCCCCUCACGUACAACGCUUCUCGAUACACCUUCCUAGAGAAAAUCCUGGUGAAGCUGAAGAUGCAGCUUAAUGCAGAGGGAAAGAUUCCUGUCAGGAAUAUUUUUCAGAUGUUUCCUGCAGACAGGAAGAGAGUGGAAGCAGCAUUAAGCGCUUGUCAUCUUCCCAAGGGCAAGAAUGAUGCCAUCAACCCAGAGGACUUCCCUGAGACUGUGUAUAAAACUUUCCUCAUGAAUCUCUGUCCACGGCCUGAGAUUGAUGAGAUAUUUACCUCACACCAUUUAAAAGCAAAGCCCUACAUGACCAAAGAGCACUUGGCAAAGUUUAUCAACAAGAAGCAGCGAGACUCUCGCCUCAAUGACAUCCUUUUCCCACCAGCCAAACCUGAGCAGGUGCAGAGCCUGAUAGAGAAGUAUGAGCCCAGUGGGAUUAACAUCCAGAGAGGGCAGUUGUCUCCAGAGGGGAUGGUCUGGUUUCUCUGUGGCCCUGAGAACAAUGUGAUAGCACUGGACAAAUUGGUGCUGUACCAGGACAUGACCCAGCCACUCUCACACUACUUCAUCAAUUCAUCACACAACACGUAUUUAACAGCCGGUCAGUUUUCUGGUAUCUCGUCUCCUGAAAUGUAUCGCCAGACACUGCUGGCUGGCUGCCGCUGCGUGGAGCUGGACUGCUGGAAGGGCCGUCCCCCAGAUGAGGAGCCGAUCAUCACUCACGGGUUCACCAUGACAACCGAGAUCCUCUUCAAGGAUGCCAUUGAGGCCAUUGCAGAAAGUGCUUUUAAGACGUCUCUCUACCCUGUCAUCUUGUCCUUUGAGAACCAUGUGGACUCGCCCAAGCAGCAGGCGAAGAUGGCUGAGUAUUGCCGAACCAUAUUUGGAGAUAUGCUGCUGACAGAGCCGCUGGAAAAAUACCCACUGAAGCCAGGAGCUCCUUUGCCAAGUCCGAAGGAUCUCUUAGGGAAAAUCUUGAUUAAGAACAAAAAGAAGCAAUCUAUAUCUGGGAAGAGACAGAACUCUCUGAAGAAAGGGAGGAACGUGGAACCAGAAAUCAUCGAGCAGCCAGUGCCAAUGGAUGCUGAAGAUACUGUGUGGGCAGGUGAUGUGGCUGAAGAGGAACCAGAGGAAGAGGAUGAACAUCUCGGAAACCUGGAUGAAGAAGAAAUUAAAAAGAUGCAGUCAGAUGAGGGCACUGCUGGUUUGGAAGUGACAGCGUACGAGGAGAUGUCCAGCCUAGUUAAUUACAUACAGCCUAUCAAAUUUGACUCCUUUGAAGUCUCUGCCCAGAAGAACCGGAGUUACGUCAUCUCUUCCUUCACAGAGCUGAAGGCUUACGAUCUACUAACCAAGUUCCCUGUGCAGUUUGUAGAAUAUAACAAGCGGCAGAUGAGCCGGAUUUACCCCAAAGGCACCCGGAUGGACUCCUCUAAUUACAUGCCCCAGAUGUUCUGGAAUGUCGGCUGUCAGAUGGUGGCACUCAACUUCCAGACCAUGGAUGUCCCCAUGCAGCAGAACAUGGCUCUCUUUGAGUUCAACGGCCAGUGUGGCUAUCUGCUCAAGCAUGAAUUCAUGCGACGUCCAGACAAGCAGUUUGACCCCUUCUCUGUGGACCGCAUUGACGUGCUGGUGGCAAGUACCCUGUCUGUCACGAUACUCUCUGGUCAGUUCCUGUCAGACCGCAGUGUGAAGACAUAUGUGGAAGUAGAGCUGUUUGGGUUGCCAAGGGACACAAAGCGCAAAUACAGAACCAAACUGACCUCCACUGCCAAUUCCAUUAACCCUGUGUGGAAAGAAGAAGCUUUUGUUUUUGAAAAGAUCAUGAUGCCCGAGCUGGCGUCUCUCAAAAUUGCGGCUUGGGAGGAAGGAGGGAAGUUCAUUGGUCAUCGUGUCAUUCCCGUUAUUGCAGUGCACUCAGGCUAUCACCACGUUUGUCUCCGCAGUGAAAGUAACAUGCCGCUCACCAUGCCUUCUCUAUUUGUGUACCUGGAAGUCAAGGACUACGUUCCUGAUGCUUGGGCAGAUCUGACUAUUGCUCUCUCCAACCCUAUUAAGUUCUUCAGUCUGCAAGACAAGAGAUCAGUUCAGCUAAAAGAUGGCUCGGCAGAGAGGCUUGGCACACAGAGGAACUUCCCAUCUGCUGAAACUAAUGGGAUACCAGACUCCACCGGGAAAUCAAGUACGUCUCUUUCCAAUGGGCCUGCAGGAGCAGCAGCUUUUGCCAAGGACAAAAAUGUGACAGAAGUGACACAGAUUGCAGAGCCUCAGACAGCCAGCCUCGCAGAGCUGCAGCAGAUGAAGCUCUUUCUGAAGCUGCUGAAGAAGCAGGAGAAGGAACUGAGGGAGCUGGGGCGGAAAGGAAGUAAACGGAGGGAGGAGCUGCUGCAGAAAUAUUCUGUACUCUUUUCGGAGCCUAUCUGCUAUGGAGGCAAGAAAAGGAUGAUACAGACUAGGAAAACCCAGAAGAAGAGGAGUUUGACAGCAGGCGAUGUUGGUACAUGUGGAAAUCCUGUAGAAAUGGCAGAAAGCGUUGAUAGCCGAAUUUUGGAACUGAGAGAGAGGCUGGAGAUGGACCUCAUCCACCUGGGGGAGGAACACUACAAUGGGAUUCGAAGAAAGAAAGAGCAGCAUGCCACGGAGCAAGUUACCAAGAUAAUAGAGCUAGCCAGAGAGAAGCAGACAGCUGAGCUGAAGGCACUGAAGGAGUCAUCAGAAAGCAAUAUUAAAGACAUUAAGAAGAGGCUGGAGGCAAAGAGAGUGGACCGAAUCCAAACCAUGAUGAGGAAUACUAGCGACAAGGCUGCUCAGGAGAGGUUGAAGAAAGAAAUUAAUAACUCUCACAUUCAGGAAGUGGUGCAAACAAUCAAACUGGUGACAGAAAAGACAGCCAGAUAUCAGCAGAAACUGGAAGAGAAGCAAGCAGAUAAUCUGAGAACCAUCAAGGAGAAAGAAAGCCAGCUCCAGCAGGAGAUACUGGCAGAGUAUGAGGAGAAAUUGAAAGGUCUGAAUACGGAGGUGCAGGAGAUGGUGAAGAACUACACAAAAGCAGGCUUUUCUGGGGAGCCGGAGACUCGGAAGGAAGCAGUUCAGAGUGUUCCUGAGGGAGAACAAGGCUCUACAGCACAACUGGAAGAAAAGAUGCCAGUGGCAGAGGUGUCGAGGCUUACAAUAGCUGUGCCUGAGCCCCCAGGAGCCGACACAGACGCUGAGAUUGAAGAAAGCAUAUUUUGAGAGACCCUUCCCUUACUGUUUCACUUCAAGAAGGUUUAUGGAGGUAUAGAGUGAAGUUCAAGACCAGCUGGACAAACUACUACUCUCCCUUUCCACUCGGGAACUCCUGAAAUCCUUCAGGCAUUUACUACUUUAUUGUCCUAGAUUGUGGAAGCAUCUGAAGAGAUCGCCCUUCAGAGAGCACUUUGCUUCUUUGCUUCCACAGCCUUGGCACCAAGGUAUUUAAGCAGGGUGAAAGGGCCUGUGGCUCGUUUUUGGCAUUCACAGCUCUAGCUGUGUUUUAGUACCUUAGUCUGGGUUCAGACUUCUGUUUUUAGAGUAAUUCCCCUCCUCAUUCAUCACACACACAUCUUCACAUCCGAGCAGCCUCAGAGCUAGAGCCCCAUGAGUGAAAAGUAACUGCGAGACACUCUCCAGUAGCCCACCUAACGCGCUCCGCCAGCUGGCCCAGAAUAAAGCCUCCUGCAAUACGGGUAAGUGGGGUGGCAGGUGCUCAGCAAAAGCUGUUGUCCUCUAAGGCGCCGUUCCUUCUGGCAACACUACCUGCUAAUGGAGACACAGCCUCUGUUAACAGGAGGAAAGGUCAGUUUGAUAGAAACUCAUACCAUUUGCUGUCACAUACCACUUCCUUGCACAACCAGUGUUGGCUUUUUAAUUAAUUGGUGUGUCCCCCUCGUCAGGUGAGAAGAGUUUUCAGGACACUGGUAGCCACACAACAUAACCCAGCAUUUCCUGCUGUGGAAAUGUGCGUUACCAGCACGGUAGCUUGUCUUCUUUCAUUCUUUCUAAUUUCCCUUAUUCCCACUCCUAAUUCUAACUUUGACUCCUUCAGGCAAGUUCUCAGCUCUGGAUCCGUAUCUCCUGAAGACCCUGACGGUCUUGAGCAGGCUCCUGGGCAAUUACAAGGCCUCCUAUGAGGAGGCUAGGAGCCUCUUCCUUUGUUCCAGCCACCACAAAAAAAACCCACUUGCAGAAUUCUCAUCUGCAGCAAUUUGACAUUUUUAGAGCUUUACUGAAACUUUUUCUCAUGAAACUAACAUUAGUUCUAUAUUAUGGGCUUAGGAUAACAACAUUUCUAAACUGUUUGAAAAUAAUUGCGUUGCUUAAACAAAAAGCCAGGCAGUUACAUUGCCCGUAACUUCCCUUCCACAGAAAGCUAAGUAUGGCUCAUAGAAACCACAUGGAAUUAUCCUUUCAAGUAGCAGCAAGCAGGUCACUUACAUGCUGCCAUCCCAGUUAAUGACAACAGAGGGCUCAGCAGUGGUCUGUAGAAUCUGUUCCUUGCUGCUGGGAAAACCACACACCUCGAACAGCCAUGUUUGUUCGGGACCUUGGGGAGAAGACUACAGGCUACUCCUGUUUGCUCCCCCUUGGCAGAUGUCUUCCCUCAAAGCUUUAGUCGCUCCCCAUUUCUUCAUGAAGUGUGCCCACCUGACCUAACAGCAGCCCCCGUUUUGGUGACAUAACAGACAAGUCUUAUUCCAUGGCCUAACUAAUGAAAAUUGCCUGGCCGUACGACUCAGAAGGGCAAAUGGUCCUCAGCCUCUUUUAGCCCUGGCACGUACCUGCUGCUGUCUGUCUCCACCAGCACAGAACCUUCAGCAGAACACACGUGGAGGUCCGGGUUCCUGGCACCUCGGUCUUGGCUUGCAGCAGAAAAAGAAAAGGGUCGGUUCCUCUUAGCCCCGUUACACUUCCACUUUCUGGGACGGCAGAGCCUUAGCUUGUGAAUGCAGAAGUCGUGCCCGUGCCCCCCCCACCGCCACACACACUUUCUCUCACCUGGUUUAUGACCUUGCACUGAACAGCUUUGACACAGCAAGUGCUCGCUCAUCCAGAAGGAAGGAACUGGAAACAUAUGGGCCAACUCUUUCCCUAGCACCAUUUAAAACAGAUUUUGCUUAUGGAUCCUAAAAGAGCAGGAAACAGCAAUAACUCAAUACCAAGUGGCCACAUCCUGGCCUUCCUCAUAGCGCAUCCUGAAAUAAUGUUAGCCCGAGAACUGGAGUUCGGCCUGACAAACAUGCACCAGGUCACAGGGACCCUCGAAAUUCGGCACUUGUGCCCACCAGAUGUCACAAGUGGAGGGGGAGGGGAGGGGGAAUGACACUGACUUGAACACCCCCGUGCCCCCCAAAAACUAGUCACCCCUCUCCAGUCAUACCUCGGUAAAUAGCAAGGCUUAAUUCAAAGAGGUGGAGGAAGAUACGCUUAGGGGGGACAAAAGCAAAUGGGAACUGCAACUAUUUUAUUACAAAUGCUUAUCCUAGAGAUGAGAUACUGUAGAUCAAAUCUUCCAAAUUGUUCAAGAAAACAACAAAAAAACAAACCAACACCCCCCCAAACACUGCUGAAGAGAAAUGGGGGGAUGGGACCCCCAAACCUCCACCUGCAAUUGAGCAGAUCUGCGACUGCCACGAGUCUGAGCCCCACAGCCUGGAGAACCUGGCGCUGCCGAAACCCUCAUGUAGUUAUCUGGCCCUUCAAGCCCCUUUUAUUGCUACUUUACAGCGCCGCAGAGGGCAGAGUGUCUUUACACCCAGCCAUACAGCAUGAGAAGAGUUACACCUAGAAACUGCAUCGAUAACGUGCUGCUAUAGAAACACAAACCAAAAACCCAGCUCCAGUAGGUAGGAGAGACAAGAUGUUCCAAGCCUGGUCUGAUAUCCAAGAGGAGACCAUACCUCCCCUGCGGUGUUAACGUAAUACUGGAAUUAUGUAUUGUACAUUUCUGACUUAUUUAUUUUCUAAAAAAAAAAAAAGUAAACAUUUCAUUUCUUAAAAAAGCUGGAUCUUUUUUUUUAAUUGCAGUUAGUGGAUAUGGGAGCAAGUCCCAAACGUUGCCCAGUGUGUGCACAUGUUAACAGAGACAGCACGUGCCCAGAGUUCUCUGCCAUCUGUGCUCACAGUUCUCACAUUCAACUUCUUAGUCACUAAAUACGCAGUGAGGUGGGGUUUUAAACAUAAUUUCCUUCUCACACGCAUUCUCCUCUGCACAAGUUCAUUCCAUUCCUUAUUGUACUCAAUAACCAAAUGUAGCAAAGCAAAUCACUCACAGCCCAAGUACCGCUCCCGCCCCCCCUACUCUUACAGGUGAUUGCCUUACCCUAAUACAGUGGCCACCUCCUCCUCAUCCCCCAGCACAGGGCCAAAGAGCACUUCAACAGGGGGAGGAACAAUUCUCGUGGGUUCACACUCCUCCCGUUGGCUCCGUCGUCGUUCAGCCAGCCAAGGGCACCCCAGAGACACGCCAGGGCAGCCACAUGCAGCCUUACACUCAGAGCUGGUUCUCCCUUACCCCACAGCAACACUCGCCCCUCGCAUACCCACAGCACAGCCCCUGGCCGCUCCCUGGCUCUGACCCCAGCAGAACGACAGGCCGGGCUCAGGGCAGAACACGUUCAGCCACGGGCAGCAACAUUCACAAACCUCUGGCCGAGCAACUCCGGGGUACCGCAACACGAGCUCGGUUCCCUUCCUGGCUCAUCCUGAUGGCUGGUUGGGCUCCUUCACUGGUACGGCGGAGCUCUGGCACGGACACGUGGCCGCUUCCUUCUGCUGAGAGUGGGCGCCUUCGCUGUUCCAGGACUGAAGCUUUAUUUCAGGAAGGGGUAAAAUAUUGCUCCAGUUAGAUCGAUUUUGUUGGUUUACAGAACAACCUCCAUCCCUGAAGUCUCACGCUGUGAGGUUUGAGGGCCUUCAACAAACAUCACAGCAGGGCAGAACUGCGGCCAGGAACCAGUUUAAUAUUUUGCCUUAAACCAGCUCGCAGUGUUGGCAGAUUGGAGCCCAUGCUCGUUAACCCCUGCUUUCUACACCGGGGCUGGCAAUGGAGCUCAAGGAUUGCAUUGGAAAUGGGAUUAGCACAAGGGAGGGGCGGAUUUCUCCCCAAGAGCCCAGAGCCACGGCAGCGAGGAAAGGCUGCAAAUGGAGAAACAAGCCAAAAAACCACCCAGAAAAACAUGG